AUGCAUGACUUACGAAAACAAGCUCUUCUAGAGAGCAAGAAGACUACCUCUCGUAAGGCGCGUUCGAGGCAGCCAACACCAGCCUCCUCCAAACGGACCACACCCGUCUCAUCACGCGCGGCGAGUAAGGUUAGAGGAGGUAGCAGUCGCGGCGAUUCAGACGAGGAGAAUGAUGCAGAGUUAAGCGAUGAGACAUCUUUUAGUGUCGGUUCGAUCGACGAGCUCUUGAACGGCGAUGCCUCAGAGCCAAUGUCGGAGGGUGCUCUUGCGGAUCGAAUCGAAGAGAUCUUCUCGAGAAAGGGCAGCACCAUUCCUGGACGCGAGAAGUGUUACAAAACAUAUAUCCACUACCUGGUGACACGGUAUUCUGGCGAUGGGAUUGAUGGCAAGGAGGAAGAGCUUGUAGCAGCCUUCUUGAAGAGUAUUAGAGAGGAAGAUAGCGAGAAAGAGACGAUGCUUGCUGCCAAAGCUAUUGCUAUUACUUUGACAACAUCGCCCUCCGAGGACACUUUUGAGAUAGCUUCCAACAUACUGAAACGAGCUAUCACGGAUUCUGAUUCUGUGACCGUCAUGACGGCCACAAUUCACGCCCUUGCUAUUUGCACUUUCUAUGGAGGCGCAUCUGACGAGGCAACUUUGGAGAUCAUGGAUUUCCUUCUGGAAAUUGUGACCAGUGACGGGAACAGCAUCUCCGCUCCUGACGAGUCAGAUCCUGUAGUCGCAGCUCUCGAGGAAUGGGGUUUUCUGUGCACCCUAGUAGACGACAUGUCUUCCCAAAGCGAAGAGUCAAUCGAAGCUUUCAUCGAGCAACUCAACAGCGCCUACGCUUCCGUCCAGAUUGCUGCGGGUGAGAAUAUCGCUCUGCUUUACGAAAAAUCCUUCAAGCCUCUCGACGCUGGGGAGGACUCAGAGGAUUACCGCGAUGAGGACAUCGUCUCUGACCCUCUAGAAACCCCUGGUAUCCGGCCUCUUAUACGCCUCUACCCAGCAUACCGCCGCACCGACCAGCUCCUGCAUGCUCUAACGACCCGCACCCGCACGAGCGUCAGCGUCCACUCCGUCAGCAAAGCCGACCGCAAAGCACUCAAAACUAGCCUAUCAGACGUAGCACAGUCCAUCGAAUACCCGCACUUUGGUCCCAGAUAUUCCACUGCGAUCGACGACAACACUGAGAUGUACUACGGCAGCAGAAUGAAAGUCAAGAUCCACGAUCAAGGUGUUAUGACGAUCGACAAGUGGUGGAAACUAUUUCGACUGGAGGCGCUCAAGAGGGUGCUCCAGGGAGGUUUCGUCACGCAUUAUGAGGACAAUCCGACGAUUUUUGAGACUUUACCAAUUUUGGUGAGUGCACCUGAUGCAUAUAAAAAAAGGAUGCAGAGACCGAGGAAGGUUUCAAGGGCAAUGAGUGGAUAG
Messenger RNA from Bacidia gigantensis, 1413 nucleotides. RefSeq lists its product as uncharacterized. The record is from RefSeq and is a predicted model, not a curated record. The transcript is spliced from 3 exons. Lineage: Eukaryota; Fungi; Ascomycota; Lecanoromycetes; Lecanorales; Ramalinaceae. The coding region runs from base 1 to 1413 and encodes 470 amino acids.